Caenorhabditis briggsae is the source of this 630-nucleotide messenger RNA. Gene Ontology annotation, cellular component: nucleosome. The transcript has 5 exons. Gene Ontology annotation, biological process: nucleosome assembly. The coding region runs from base 1 to 630 and encodes 209 amino acids. Gene Ontology annotation, molecular function: DNA binding; structural constituent of chromatin. NCBI's taxonomy places the organism in Eukaryota, Metazoa, Nematoda, Chromadorea, Rhabditida, Rhabditidae. The record is from RefSeq and is a predicted model, not a curated record.
AUGGCGAGAAAACAAGUCAAGCCUGUCACCAAGAAGGCCGGAGCUCCAAAGAAGGCCGUGACUCCAAAGAAAGCUGUAGCUCCGAAGAAGGCUGCUCCAGUCAAGGACGCUCCGGCUGCCAAGAAGGCCGUGACUCCAAAGAAAGCCGUAACUCCGAAGAAGAAUGCUCCAGUCGAGCAUGCUCCAGAAGAUCCUGCUCCAGCUGCCAAGAAGGCCGCCACCCCUAAAAAGGCAGCGACUCCGAAGAAAACUGUCACACCAAAGAAGGCUGAGACUCCGACGGUGGUCCCGAAGAAGGCUCCGGCUAAGAUCGCCAAGAAGACAGCGACUCCAAAGAAAAUUGCUACACCAAAGAAGUCUCCAGCUAAGACCACGAAGGUUACCUCGAAGGCUGCCACUCCAAAGCAAGCUUCCAAGAAGGCUCUCGCCAAGAAGGCUCCAGCUAAGAAGGCCGCCACCAAGAAAAUCACCAAAAAAGCAACAAAGAAAACUGCCACUCCAAAGAAAACAGCUACAACAAAGAAGGCUCCCGCCAAGACCGUCAAAAAGGCUGCAACUCCAAAGCUAGCUGCCAAAAAGUCAAAGACCAAGAAGGCUCCAGCUAAGAAGACCACGACCAAGAAGGACUGA